AUGCAGCUGGUACAACUGUCUGUCCUCUUCCUCGUGCAGACUCACUUCUGCUGGGGUCAGUACACAAUAGUCACUCCGCCUCAGGUCGUCAUGGCGCCCGUGGGCAGUGAUGUCACCCUGCCCUGUCAGGUGGAGCCUGCUGCAGACCUCAGGGAGCAGGUGGUGGAGUGGGCAAGACUGGACCUGACUCCACCAUACGUCCACAUCAGACGUGACGCUCUGGACUUCCACAUUUACCAGAACCCACUGUAUCUGGCCCGCACGGCUCUGUCCGAGAGCCGGCUGCAGAAGGGAGACCUCUCAUUGAGCCUGUCCCGAGUGAAGCUCAGUGAUGAGGGGACGUACCGCUGUUUCUUGCCCCAAACCGACACUGAGGCUCAGGUCACUCUGCUGGUCGUGGCCCCUCCCUCGAUCAGUGUGGAGAAGGAUCCCUCAGGGUCAGUGGUGCUGAGGUGUGAGUCCGUGGGCUGGUCCCCGGAGCCAGAGCUGCAGUGGCUGGACUCAGAGGGGACGGUGGUUCUGAGGGCGGAGGCUCAGAGAGGGAGUGAUGAUCUGUUCUCUGUGAGCAGCAGGCUGACAGUGCAGCAGAUUCAGGGGAACACAUUCACCUGCAGAGUACAGCAUCAGCCGAGCGGAGCGAGCAGAGAGGCCCGGCUCCACAUCAGCGAUGAAUUCUUGAAGAUGGAGUCUUGUUCCUCUUGCUCUCUGGCCUGGACCCUCUUCGCUCUGUGUCUCUCUGCUGCUGCUGCUGCUGCUGCUUUGGUCGUGUGGAAGUUUAAAGCCAACAAACAGAAAUCUGAAAAUAAGGACUUUGAACUUGGAGAAAUAGAAGAAAAAGAGAGUAUGAUGAAGACACCGACAGAGAACUCACAUAAAUGUUCUCCUGAAGUCCUGCAGUCGUCUGAACUGACUGAGUCUUUACCAGAACUGAGGGAAAAAGAGAAGAUUGAGGAUGAGCUGAAGUAUCUGGAGGAAGUUAUCCACAAACUGACUGAGACAAAGACAUUCUUAAUGAAGCUCAAGGAACAACCACAGAAAGGUCAGUACACAAUGGUCACUCAGUCUCAGGUCGUCAUGGCGCCCAUGGGCAGUGACAUCACCCUACCCUGUCAGGUGGAGCCUGCUGCAGACCUCAGGGAGCAGGUGGUGGAGUGGGCGAGACUGGACCUGACUCCACCAUACGUCCACAUUAGACGUGACGGUCUGGACCUCCUCAUGAACCAAAACCCACUGUAUCUGGCCCGCACGGCUCUGUCCGAGAACCGGCUGCAGAAGGGAGACCUCUCCCUGAGCCUGUCCCGAGUGAAGCUCAGUGAUGAGUGGACGUACCGCUGUUUCUUGCCCCGGACCAACACUGAGGCUCAGGUCACUCUGCGGGUCGAACAGAAAUCUGAAAUGAAAGACUUUGAACUUGGAGAAAGAGAAGAAAAAGAGGGCAUGCUGAGAAGAGGAGAGACGAUUGAGGAUGAGCUGAAGUAUCUGGAGGAAGUUAUCCACAAACUGAUGAUGAGCGAAAUAGUGCAGGUGAAGACGGCGAUGAGCUCCGAGGCGACCAUGUUGUAA
Knipowitschia caucasica is the source of this 1563-nucleotide messenger RNA. Lineage: Eukaryota; Metazoa; Chordata; Actinopteri; Gobiiformes; Gobiidae. The record is from the annotation of a GenBank genome assembly.